Messenger RNA from Prunus armeniaca (apricot), 240 nucleotides. NCBI's taxonomy places the organism in Eukaryota, Viridiplantae, Streptophyta, Magnoliopsida, Rosales, Rosaceae. The record is from the annotation of a GenBank genome assembly.
AUGUCCUUUAUACCAGGACCUAACCCUCCCAUCAUGGUAUGGAACAUGGGUGAUGUUGACCACUUGGUGCUGCUGUGGUCAAUGUAUAAGGAUCAACGUUUACACAUUUUGGUCGAGUUGACUGAUGAGUUCCAAUGGACUAACACAAAGUCAGCUCGACCAAAAUGUGUAAACGCUGAUCCUCAUACAUUGACCACAACAGCACCAAGUGGUCAACAUCACCCAUGUUCCAUACCAUGA